Molecule: messenger RNA, 1414 nt
Organism: Protopterus annectens (West African lungfish)
Lineage: Eukaryota; Metazoa; Chordata; Ceratodontiformes; Protopteridae
Gene: POLR1F
Product: RNA polymerase I subunit F
Exons: 4
Coding region: 90-1274 (394 amino acids)
Biological process (GO): DNA-templated transcription; DNA-templated transcription initiation
Cellular component (GO): RNA polymerase I complex
Source: RefSeq, a predicted model, not a curated record
CUCAUGACCUAUACAGUACACAUACACAAAUACCAACUGUGCAAUUUACGACUGCAGCGCGACACUUUUCGUACGUAUGAGAUUACUUUAUGGCAGUUUCCAGCAUGGAGACCUCAUUGCAAAAGGUGGUUGUAAAUAAUAAUACUCAGUUGUCUAGUUCAGCUUUGAACGGAGAGGUAUGUGUUCCUACGCCCAUUACCAGUCUUAUUCCAUCUUUUGCAGACGCAUGUUCUCUCUUAAAAUCGCGGUAUUCUUGCUUAGUAGUGGAUAAACGCAGAAGACAUAUAGCACUUUCUCCCAUGUAUCUCAAGAAGAAAAAAAGUGGUAUUGAGGAACAGCUCAAUGCUGAGUUACUGAGGUAUUCCGAAAGAUUAAAGGGUGUGCCACUUGCUUAUGAAAAUAUCAGAAUUAUCGGAGAAUUGGGAGACAUACUUGAUGACCAAGGAUAUGUCCAUCUAAACAUUGAAGCAGACUUUAUCAUCUUCUGCCCUAAAAAGGGGAAGAAACUUGUGGGUGUUAUUAACAAAGUUGCUCCUAGCCACAUAGGCUGUCUGGUCCAUGGGUGUUUCAAUGCUUCCAUACCAAAGCCUUAUAAUGUCACCCCUGCAGCUUGGCAGGGUAUGGGCUUUAAAGUGGGAGAUCAGCUGGAGUUUGAAGUGUUUAAUAUGGACGCUGAUGCUGCUGGUGUGUUUUGUAUUCGGGGAAGACUGAACACAGAUAGAACUGAUGUUCACACAUUAAAUGUGGAGGAACAAUCCAUUGAUGUAAAUUGUAAUGUAGAAGUACAGCUGGACACGAGACAACAACAAACGAAAAGUGAUACUGAAGUGUCCUCUUUGGAAGCCAUAGAGGCUGUAGACACUAGCAAACUGGAUGCAGAAGCAUCUGAUAGGGAUAGUAUAACUAAACAGAUGGGUAAAGCCAGCAAGAAGAAAAAGAAAAAGAGGAGGCAUCUAGAAGCCAGCUCACUAGUAGAAAUCCAUGGGAUGGCCAUUGAUGCUGAACAGGUGGAUAAAUCCAGGAAGAAGAAAAAGAAGCAGAGUAUUCCUGAAGCAGACUCACUGGUAAAAAUCCAUGAGACAGACUUUGCUGAGUACCAUAAUGAACAAAAAGUUUCCAAGAAAAAGAAGCGAAAACAUUCAGAUGUUGAAUACCAUAAUGAACAAAAAGUUUCCAAGAAAAAGAAGCGAAAACAUUCAGAUGUUGAAACUGAAUGUGAUGACUUGACAUUAGAACCCAGAAUUAAAAAGAAGAAACAGGCUGAAAAUUCUUAGCUACUCGUAUUUAUUUAUAUGGACUACACAUAUGUGCCUUUUCAACUGCAACUAUUAAUUCAUGAUCAUGGAAAGAAGAAGAAAAUGUGAAUGUAAACUGUUUUUCUUACAGCAAAUUAAAUAUUUUUUUAAUGGAAGCA